This is a messenger RNA of Daucus carota subsp. sativus, 1482 nucleotides long. RefSeq names its product exocyst complex component SEC3A. Gene Ontology annotation, biological process: Golgi to plasma membrane transport; exocytosis. Gene Ontology annotation, cellular component: exocyst; plasma membrane. The record is from RefSeq and is a predicted model, not a curated record. Lineage: Eukaryota; Viridiplantae; Streptophyta; Magnoliopsida; Apiales; Apiaceae. Bases 893 to 1444 code for a protein of 183 amino acids. Gene Ontology annotation, molecular function: phosphatidylinositol-4,5-bisphosphate binding. The transcript has 7 exons.
GUGAAUACUGAAUCAGACCCGAGUUGAACGACAACUACUCGCCAAUAUUAUCACAUUCUCUCGGAUCAAUGUUCAAUAACAGCAGCAGCAUCGCAAUCAACGUCUCCGACGAAGAUUCCGACGACGUUUCCGGCAAACUAAAACUACGACUCCGAAAAAACCGGAAGAAAUCUUGGCCCCGCGGAAAAUCCGAAUCAGCUCGCCGAAUCUUCAGGCUGCUCCGUCGAUGGUGGCCGGUGUUACUGUUCCUUCCGGCCGCCGGACUCUUAUUUUUCGAGGCCUCGAGAAUCGGUCGCAAACCGAGUCAAUUGAGCAACUCGGAAGUCGCGACUCAGAAGACUCACGAGUUAGCUGUGGCGAAGAAGUCGGGCGGGAAUUUGAACCCUUCUCUGUCUUAAUGUUAUGUUUUUAAAAAAUUAGUAAAGUGCCUUUGACCUAUGUAGUGAGAAUCAUCACAUCAUGAAACAUCUCAAAGAAUGGAGCAUAGGAGGAGGAAUUGCCGCCCCCUACUUAAGGAUAGAUAUCAGUCUCACUAGCAAAAAUCUUGAUCUCGUGGUUCAAAUAUCAUGCAAUAUUGUAGAUGGUGUCUGUUAAUUAAUUAAAUUAGCAAAAUUUAUUGACACAUAUUUAAACAUGCAUGAUUGUAGUCUAGUCUCUCUAUUUACAUUCCCCAUUAUGAUGUGUUUAUGCAGCAAAGUCAAAAGGGCAGCGAGUUCAAGCUUUUCUUCGAGUCCUGAAGUAUUCAACCGGUGGAGUUCUCGAGCCUGCAAAAAUAUACAAGUUGAAACAUCUCACAAAGGUGGAGGUUGUGGGUAAUGACCCAAGUGGAUGUACAUUUACUCUGGGAUUUGAUAACCUUAGAAGCCAAAGUGUUGCUCCGCCUCAUUGGACCAUGCGUAAUAUUGAUGACAGAAACCGUCUUGUAAUGUGCAUCUUUAACAUCUGCAAAGAUGUAUUAGGUCGUCUCCCUAAAGUUGUUGGCAUAGACGUUGUGGAGAUGGCUCUUUGGGCGAAGGAUAAUACACCUGCCGUCUCCAAUCAGCAGAAUGCUCAAAAUGGAUCCCAGGUAGAGAAAGUUGUGGGGGUGGAAGAAAGCGACAGGAAAGUGACUGUUGAAAGAGAGCUCGUGUCUCAAGCGGAGGAAGAUGACAUGGAGGCUCUUUUAGGCACCUAUGUCAUGGGUAUCGGUGAAGCCGAGGCUUUUUCAGAGCGUUUAAAGCGAGAGCUUCAAGCUUUAGAAGCUGCAAAUGUGCAUGCAAUUUUGGAGAGUGAACCUUUGAUAGGCGAGGUACUACAGGGUCUCGAGGCUGCGUCAAACUGUGUGGAGGAUAUGGAUGAAUGGCUGGGCAUAUUCAAUGUAAAACUUAGACACAUGAGAGAAGACAUUGAGCGAAACAUUAAAAAUUUGGUCGGUUUGAGCCGAAUUGUUGGCCUUUUUAUGUAAUCAAUUAUCCUUUUUAACUAAAACUAUUAUCUUUUUUA